Harmonia axyridis is the source of this 485-nucleotide messenger RNA. RefSeq lists its product as uncharacterized. The record is from RefSeq and is a predicted model, not a curated record. The transcript is spliced from 2 exons. Lineage: Eukaryota; Metazoa; Arthropoda; Insecta; Coleoptera; Coccinellidae. The coding region runs from base 3 to 485 and encodes 160 amino acids.
AUAUGAAAGAAUGUUCCCUGCAUUUUAUCGAUGAUGAUUAUUUUUAUCGAGAUUCCAGUUCUACACAGAAAAAAUGUUUGAAAAAGACUGCUAUGCAUUCCAGAAAUCUUCCUGUUGGAUCUACUACCACAAAGGAAGAACCUGAAUGUUCUAGUAGUAGAUCUGAAAGAUUGAAACAAAGAAAUAUCAAAAAAAAAAAACUUGAUUGUCAUCAGUUCAAAAUAAAGUUGAUCAGGCCACCAUUUUCAAAAGAUAAAAAACAGUUGAGUACCGAGGAAGCAUUGUUGAAUGCUAAAAUAGCAGCUGCUCGAGUACAUAUUGAAAGAGUCAAUCAGCGUAUCAAGAUAUUUAAAAUUUUAGGAGGUAAAUUGCAGUGGUCUCUUGUGAAGAAAGUUGAAGAUAUAUUUACAAUUGCUUGUGCUGUAACCAAUUUGUCCAAUUCAAUUUUUGCAGAACAUAGAUUUUUAAGGAAUAAGAUUACUUAA